AUGGCUUCUUUGAAAUCUAUAGUUGAAUCAGAUCCAACCAUACCUUAUCCUCUUCAAGUGCCUCCACUGCCCACCGGGCGUGUUCUUCUCCAGCAUCAAGAAGCACCAACCACGCAUUCUAUUGCUCCAUAUAUGAAUUCUUUUGCUUCCAACCCGCUCAUCGACCAUCCGUUCUCCUCCCCUUGUCGGAUUUGUAAGGACAACAUGGAUAAAAGCUUUGGGGAUUGUUCAAUUCCACAAGAAAAGUCGAAUGCUGAUAUAAACGAGGAGUUGGAGUUAUCUGAAGCAACUGGGCAUAAGAGUUGUGACUGGGCCAAUGGUAUGUCUCCUAAUUCUCAAGCUAAGGAAGCAAAGUCUGAAGGUUACAAAGUAGAGAUUGUAGGAGCAGCAGCUGCUUCUGGUCUUCCUCUUUCUGAUGUUGCUGCUGAAGCAAGGCAUGCAUGUGGAGUUGUUGGUACGAUGGGUGUUGCACUCUCGGUUUGCACGCUUCCAGGUCAGCCGAAAUCUCACCAUUUAGGCCCAGGAAAAAUGGAGCUUGGUCUUGGAAUUCAUGAAGAACCUGGUGUUGUCGUGGAAGACAUCCAACCUGUGGAUUUGUUGGUAUCCCAUGUGUUGAAUCGCAUACUGUCAUCAGUGCUUGAUAUGCCUACUUAUGAGGCUUCACAAAAAGAAUAUGCUCGAAAGGGUCAUAAGCAUUUCUAUUUCAUGACAUUGAAUGGCAGUGAGAGUAGGAAGGUAGAUCUGGUCACAAUAUACAUGGAGGCUGAUGAAGGAGACAAUUACACACAUAUUCCAGUAAGAAACAGAGUUGGAUGA
Messenger RNA from Lactuca saligna, 816 nucleotides. The record is from the annotation of a GenBank genome assembly. NCBI's taxonomy places the organism in Eukaryota, Viridiplantae, Streptophyta, Magnoliopsida, Asterales, Asteraceae.